This is a messenger RNA of Vespa mandarinia (Asian giant hornet), 3034 nucleotides long. RefSeq lists its product as uncharacterized. Gene Ontology annotation, biological process: autophagosome-lysosome fusion. The record is from RefSeq and is a predicted model, not a curated record. NCBI's taxonomy places the organism in Eukaryota, Metazoa, Arthropoda, Insecta, Hymenoptera, Vespidae.
GGCGGCCAUGACUCGUGGCGGCUCGGCAAGCUUCGUCGAAACGCUCUCGCCUCCUCCCUUCGUCGUUGGCUAAACGUCCGUCGUCGUAGUCCUCGUAGAGCCGCCACCGCGAGCGCUCCUAAAGAGAGAAGAUAAAGGGAGUGAGAGAAAGAGAGGGAAAAGAUUCACUACGUACGGGCGAAUAGAGAGAGAGAGAGAGAGAGAGAGAGAAAAAGAACGAACGAGAGAUAUAGAGAAAAAAAGAGAGAAGGUGGAAAGACGAACGAAGAGAGAUACAUAGGUAGUUACUUUUGAUGUGGUGGGAGAGAAAGAGAGAGAGAGAGAGAGAGAGAGAGAGAAAAUAAAACAUACAUAGAGAAAAUAUUGUAAGAGGGUACGAGAAAGAAAAGUGGGGACAGAGGAGUGCAAGAGAACGAGAAAGAUAAAGAUAAAGAUAAAGAAAGAGAAAAAGAGAGAGAUAGAGAGAGAGAGAGUGAUACUCGCAAGAGAUCAAGUAAACGACGACUAUACGUCAUAGGCGAGUACGCGCGUGGCGAUAUACGAACUAUACCCGUGGCAUCUUCUCUCUUGAUACUUAAACUGGUGGUGCGCUUUGAAGCCGGUCGCUUUAUAUGUUGUUGUUCGUGCGCUUGGAAUCCGUUACGACGACGAGUUCUUCUCGUGGCGUUUCUCCCGAUCGGACGCCGCCAUUGUUAUCGUCCGCGUUUGAGAAGAGAAGACGACGCUCGGUCGCGUCCUAGUCUGCAUCUUCUUUCUAAAUUUGCCAUUUCUGUUAUCCCUUCAUCCAUCCAUCCAUUCAUCCAUCCAUCCAUCCAUCCAUUCAUUCUGUCUUUUUUCAUCAUCGUAAUUCCACGAAAUACAUAAACGUUACUACGAUCAGUUGUUUCUUUUACUCUUUACGAGAAGAGGAAGAAAAAGAACGUUGGAAAGGUUAAGAACGUUUUAUAAUAAGAAAGAGAGAUAGAGAAUAAAGGAAAAAAGGAAAAGGAACCAGCAGUGGGCUUUCGUGUACACAAAGUGUCCAGUGCAUUAUGUGAUUGUUUUCCCAGCGACGCGCUUUCCUCGGCCACCGGUGAUCGAUUCGAAGAGCGUGAAGGAUGCAGGGACUGACGUUCCCGCGUCGGAAAGGGAGAUUCACCCCGUCAUCGUCCUCCUCGUCGUUGCUAGUACUACUCCUACUCCCACUGGCCGAGCUACCCCUCGCGAACGGUUCUUGCGAGUUUCCAGCAAGUUGGGCGGGAGAAUGGUAUCAACAUGGAAAACCGGUACCCAUUAUCAUAAAUGCAACGAUGUUAGGCGAAAGAAAGUGCGUGGAAAGAAGAAAAGACAAGUUUAUUACGUACGGUGAUAAAUGUUACCACUGUAUGAUCAUUACUGCCAGGCACGAAAACGUCAUUCAAUAUCGCGAAGGAUUCUGCAAUCCAGACCCAAUGGAUCUUGAAAACAUGUGCUCGAUGAUCGGUUCGGACGAUAUUCUAUAUUCUAUGUUUCGGAUAAACUCUAAGCCCAUACCUUGUCCAUUCAGCGGCCCUCCAUUCACGUUUUCGUAUAAUCGAGGAUACCGAGAAUGCGCAGUACCUAUAAGUUUGGCCGAACGAUGUACAGACGAGAGUAAGCUUCUUCUUAAAUAUCAGGCUUGUCCGGACAUCGAUGGAACGGAAAGUAAUACGGAAGAGUUGCAGUGCCUAGCGGUGUGGAACGACGGUGGACGUAAUAAAUAUUUAGUGGGUACAUUAAAGGGAAGAAAUGCCGUUGCUAAUGAAGUAACAUUUAGGUGCUUUUUGUACGAAGAGAAACAUCAUCAGGGAAAAGUGGUUUAUAUGCUCGCUCAUUCCGGAGAACCUACUUGCAAUGGUUUGACGACGGUAUCCGAGGCAUCCCUUACAAUAAAACUAACGAAAGUGGACAAAGAACACAGUAGAUGCAAAUAUCCAUCAUGGGUUACACAACAUCACGAUUGGCAUUCAUUGGAUGGCACAAAAAUGUAUCACUUUACAAACAAGAAUGCAACACUUAAAGUAAAGGCACAAGAAACCGAUAGAGAAGCAUUUCACGAGGAAAAAAUUGUAUGUCAUAAUUUAGAAAAGAUGCAUCCUAACGAUAAUAAUCAAGGUCAUAAAGUGAAGUUGAUAGCUCAUGUGACCAGUGGUUGUGACAUCGGUUACGUAUGUAUGAUAUUCCAUAAGAGAGAUGGACACAUUAUUGAAAUACAACAAUCCGCACAAAAGGCAAUCAUGCCAGAUGAAGUCUGUUCCCUUUGGGAUCCUUCGAAUAUGCCUUAUACGACUUUAAUAACUUCUUUCCUACAUCAAAGAAAAUGUUCACACGCCGGUCGUUACUCUAUCAUGGAUUUUGCCCCUUCAAACGUAUUCUCGGCUACUCCCAGACGACAGCGUCGCAGUGAGAAAUCUUCGAAAACGGCAAAAAGAAGGACAUGGCAGGACGAUAUUGAAGACGAGGAGUGUAGGAGUACGGAUAUUCAAAUAGGAUGCAGCUCGUCUGAUCAAAAUGAAAUGGUAAUAGCAAAUACUUGUGAACACGAAGAAAAAGCAUAUUCAUGUCACGGUAGUUGGGAAGAAAAAGGUAUAUGGUAUACUAUAGUGUCUCAAAAAAGUACAGAACUUAGGGUAGGCCUAGGACAAACGUAUUGUUUCUCAAUGCGGCCUGGUACAAAUCCAGAAAAAAGUCAAGAUAGGAGUAAAUCGUUACAACAAGAACAAGAAUUAUGGCUUUCGAAGCCAACACGUUUUUGUCAAAGGAAUGGAACAAAUGAAUGGACGUAUAGACUCUCCAGUCAAGGUGUUUGUGAAGAUUUAAUGAAGGCAGCAUCGAGUUUAGCGUCUACUUUCUCAUUGAGUAGCAGUACGAUUAUCGUUACAAUAGUCACAACGACGCACACAAUAUUGUCCAGAUGAUUCGACAGAAAAGGCUUGUAGAUAUUGACUGCUACUUAAAACAUAAACUAUAAUUAACAGCAGCUACUAACAGGCCAAUCGGUCAAUAUAACAUUAUUAUUAUUAUUAUUAUUAUUAUU